Messenger RNA from Phacochoerus africanus (Common warthog), 1134 nucleotides. RefSeq names its product histone H4. Gene Ontology annotation, biological process: nucleosome assembly. The transcript has a single exon. Lineage: Eukaryota; Metazoa; Chordata; Mammalia; Artiodactyla; Suidae. Bases 56 to 367 code for a protein of 103 amino acids. The record is from RefSeq and is a predicted model, not a curated record. Gene Ontology annotation, molecular function: protein heterodimerization activity; DNA binding; structural constituent of chromatin. Gene Ontology annotation, cellular component: nucleosome.
GCAAUUGCCUCUUCGGUCUUUCGCUUUUCUGCAAGCUUUCUGAAUCCUCGCUGCCAUGUCUGGUCGUGGUAAAGGCGGAAAGGGGCUCGGAAAGGGGGGCGCCAAGCGCCACCGUAAAGUCUUGCGGGAUAACAUCCAGGGUAUUACCAAGCCCGCCAUUCGUCGUUUGGCUCGGCGUGGGGGGGUCAAGCGCAUCUCUGGGCUCAUCUACGAGGAGACCCGUGGGGUUCUGAAGGUGUUCUUGGAGAACGUGAUCAGAGACGCCGUCACCUACACCGAGCACGCCAAGCGCAAGACUGUCACCGCCAUGGAUGUCGUCUACGCGCUGAAGCGCCAGGGCCGCACCCUCUACGGCUUUGGCGGUUAAGUCUCCCGAUUCCUGCCGCCUAACAUUUUCCACCAAAGGCCCUUUUCAGGGCCGCCCACAUGUCUCUGCGAAAGAGCCGGCACUUGCUGAUAUCUUUUAUAUUUCGGUGUUUGUGAAAGCAGAUAACGAAGUGUGUACGUUUUAAACUAAAACUAGUACUUUUUAGCUUGCGUUCUAAGGCUUUGGAAGUGUGCUGGGCUGUGUGUUUGCGCUUCGGGUAACGUGGUUUUAGGCUGAUGUUUAUCGUCCAGCUUUACGUUCAUGGGCCAGUGAAGUAAGUUACGGUACUUUCUACCCCCGAAGGAUUCCUUUUUCAGUUCUGGAACAUUCCAAUUUGAGUCGUGUACGUCUGGUGUUGAAUACUAGAGAGAAUUCAGCUUAAACGGCCCGCGGCGGAGCGCCGCAAGCCUCCCCUCCCCUCCCCCGUCCGUGGUCCGGGCUCAAAAUGGCGGCGAGGCCGAGGAACAAAGAAAGGCCGUGUUUGCCGCGGGACGCGGGCCCGGAACAAAGGCGAAUUCGUGAGGGAGGUGGCAUAUUAACCUUGGGCAGGGGCGCGCGCUGCUCGGCUCGGGUGGCGUGUGGAGACGUUGCUCGCCUCUGCUAACUAGAACUUGUACAAAAGACAGGGAGCAAAAUUAAAAUGUACAUGCGGAGAGAGCUAGCAUGUAUUGUUAGGUUAUAGAGACCACUAAAUUCUGGCUUCCUGUUAGGAAAAACGUUGUCCAUAUGAAGGGUUACUUAAAGAAAAUAAAUGACAGCUAAGCUUA